AAUAGAGGAAGUAAGAGUAACUCUAAUCUAAAAAAUAACGAAGAUAUGAGGAUAAGACAAGAAAAUAAUGCAAUUGCUAAAGUUGCCAGCCUUGUAGACUUUGAUGAUAGAUCGACGGACAAGAUUAAUAGGGAGAAAAAUAAACUUGAUGCUCAAAUAAGGGAAGUACAGGCUAAGAUUGACAGUACUCAGGAGAAGAUAGAUGAACAAAGGAGAAAACUCCGAGAUGCUCCUAAUGAGCAAAGAACUUCAAGCAAAGUCUCUAGCAAAAUAAAAGCUCUAGAGAAUAGAUUAGACAAAAAUUUUAAAGAUUAUAACCAAGCUGUGGCUCAUAACAAACAGUUGAGAUCUAAAAUUGAUGCCCUUCGUAAAGAACGGAUCUUAUUCGAUAAGAAUUUGAAAAAGCUAGAGAAAGAAUUGAAAGAGAAAAAGGAAGAAUGAUUUACUAAGACUAUUAAAGAUGCUGAAGAAGCUUAUAAAGCUAGAGAACAAGCAAAGAAGGAUAUGGAGACAUUACGCAAAGAAGCAGAGAAAGAGCAAUAUGAAUUCCAAGUUGAGUGGGGCAAACUUGAGAAUUUGAUUGAAAAAGACAAAAAUGGAAUUCUUGCUAACAAUAAUAAAGGUAAAGCAGCAGAUAAAAAUAAACUAUCAAGAAAAGAAAUUAACUCUAAGGAAGAAUCAAAGACCAAAACUGGAAAUGUUGAUCCUUCUUCAACCAAUAAUAUUCAAGCUCCAAAUGCGAAAGCUACUGGGAAUUCCACAGCUCAGAAUAACCAAAAGAAUUUGAAAGGAGCCACCAUAAGAGAUUAUGACGCUGGGUUUAAAUCAAUAUUUGAAGCUACUCAAAUCAACGAUAUCGACACUUUGAUUUCCCAGUUUGAGAAAGCAGAGAACAACAAUUAUUCUCUUUUAAAAUAUGCCGAAUCUCUUUCUUCAGAUAUAAAAGACUUAGAUGGUGAGAUAAAGACCGUAGAAUCUGAAAUUGCUAAAUAUGAAGAAGACACCUCUCCUGGUGAUGAGAACAAUAGGGAAAAACAGUUUGAAAAAUUUAAUGAUGAGCUUGAGAAGACAGAGAUGGAAACAAAAGAAUACGAAGAAGAGUAUCAAAAUACUGUUAAAACUAUCAACCAACUGAAAAUUGGCAUCAAAUCCAUAUUUGAUAGGAUAGGAUGAAAUACAGAGUCUGUGCAAGAAAUUGUUGGAACUCAUGGGGUUACUGAAAGUAAUAUGAUGCAAUACUUGGAUGUUAUUGAGCAAAGAACCAAUGAGAUCUUGCAAAUGUACUCUGCUUGACAGGUUAAAGGGCCUUUUGAUAAUGGUGGAAUCAAAGAUAUAAAACCUCAGCAAUCCCAGCCUAGAGAAAGAAUAGAUAUUGAUCCUCCUUUAAGCGAUCAAAAUAAUCUUGAUUUCAAAGAUAUCGACGCUGCCCCUGAUGCUAUAAGCGCGAGUGUUUUGAGACAAAAAGCAAGUGAAUAUGUGAAAGACAAUAUGAACAAAUUCGUUAAAAAAUCAAAGAAAAGCCAGAAAUAA
Moneuplotes crassus is the source of this 1530-nucleotide messenger RNA. Lineage: Eukaryota; Ciliophora; Spirotrichea; Euplotida; Euplotidae. The record is from the annotation of a GenBank genome assembly.